Lasiosphaeria miniovina is the source of this 567-nucleotide messenger RNA. RefSeq lists its product as uncharacterized. The record is from RefSeq and is a predicted model, not a curated record. Lineage: Eukaryota; Fungi; Ascomycota; Sordariomycetes; Sordariales; Lasiosphaeriaceae. Bases 1 to 567 code for a protein of 188 amino acids. The transcript is spliced from 2 exons.
AUGACUUCCACGCAGUCUGUGUUUAGGGGCAGUAACGAAGAGAGGGCCACCUGGCUCCAUCAACAGGGAGUCUUGGAGCUGUUUUGGAAUAAAGGGUUCCUGGAAAUUGUUGAUCAUCUACAGGUGGCCUCCAAAGAAUUCUCAGACCCCAGCAUCAAGCGUCUCCUCGGAUACAUCUGCGCCGACUCCGCCGCGGCUCUGGGUUACACCGUGGCUAACCUCGGCGACGAAUGCGGUGUCAUUGCCCUGAAAUUGAUGCAGUCCAGCCCUGAUCAUACUGAAGGAACGCUCACCGCGUACGACUACAACACCAUACUGACCGAUGUCAUCCGGCGCCUGGCGGCGGGGAUUGUCUUCAGUUGCAAGACACGGCUGCGGAUCGAGGUGGACGAGAAACGACGGAGGAGGAGGAGAAGAAGCAGCCCGAGCCUGCUCAGAACGGCAAUGCCGACAAGGAAAAACCAGGCGCCAACGGCGAUCAAGCUGCCACCACCGAGACCAAGGAAAGCACUCCUGCCGAGAGCACUGACUCUGAUGUUCCAGAAGCUGAGGAGGACGCUCUACUGA